GAGAAGGGGAGAGAGAGAGAGAGAAACGUUUUGGUCGUUUACUGUUGGUCACGUCCAACGAUGCAGCUUCAAACACUCCUAAAUAAUAGCCCACCUCUCUCUCUCUCUGAAACCCGCCCAAAGCAGAUAUCUUUGAUUAAAAACUGUACAUCUAUUUCUCUCUCUCUCUGAUAAUUAACGAGAACAAAGAGACACAAAGCCAGAGAGAGAGAGAGAGUGUGUGUUGGGUUUUGGAUAAAAGUAAAAAAAAUGGCGAGCUACAAGUACAAGGUGUUGGGGUUCCGCAGGAAGUUCAAGAUGAACGAGGUGGUGCCACCGCCGGACGUGAAAGAAGCGUUUUCCAAGUUCGCCGACGGUGGGGACCACAUGUCGGCCGAUCAGCUCCGCCGGUUCAAGGUGGAGCACCAGUGCGAGGUGGACUGCACCGUAUCUGAUGCGGAGAGAUUCAUACAAGAGUUUCUUCGCAGUAGACCACACGACACCACCACCACCACCACCCAACAACAACAACAGCAAGGUCUCUGCCUCCUUGAUUUCUUUCACUUCCUCUUUCUUGACCAUCUCAAUGGCCCUAUCAAAUCCAAGGUACACCAUGAUAUGAAUGCUCCAUUGUCACAUUAUUUCAUAUAUACAGGGCACAAUUCCUACCUAACUGGGAAUCAACUCAGCAGUGAGUGUAGCGAUGCCCCAGUCAUAAAGGCGUUGCAAAGAGGUGUGAGAGUAAUUGAACUUGAUUUAUGGCCAAAUUCUACAAAAGAUGAUGUUAAUGUUCUUCAUGGAAGGACUCUGACCACUCCUGUGAAGCUCAUCAGAUGUUUGAAGUCCAUUAAAGAGCAUGCUUUUGUUAAAUCUCCAUACCCUGUCAUCAUAACUCUAGAAGACCACCUUACCCAUGACCUUCAGGCCAAAGUUGCAGAGAUGGUGACUCAAAUAUUCGGAGAAAUGCUGUAUUACCCCCAGGGAGAAUGCUUAGCUGAAUUCCCUUCACCAGAAUCACUGAAACAUCGUGUUGUUAUUUCUACCAAACCACCUAAAGAAUACCUUGAAACAAAGCAUAUCAAAGACAAGGGAAGUAUCUUGACUAAUGGAAGGGAAUCAUCUGAAGAAACAUCAGCAAAUGGGCCUGAAGUGGACGAGAGAAGUGAGAGUGAUCAAGAUGACGAAGAUGUUAAUGUGUGCGACUACAAAUUAGUCCAGCGAGCAGCACCAAAAUACAAACGUUUGAUUACAAUUCAUGCUGGGAAACCAAAGGGUAGUUUAAAAGAUGCAUUGAGUGUUGUAGGUGAUGAAGUUAAACGUCUUAGUUUGAGUGAACAGGAACUUGAGAAAGCUGCCACAUCUCAUGGAACUGAGGUUGUGAGGUUCACGCAGAGAAAUUUACUAAGAGUGUACCCCAAAGGAACACGUGUCACCUCCUCUAAUUACAAGCCACACAUUGGGUGGAUGCAUGGGGCUCAGAUGGUUGCAUUUAAUAUGCAGGGAUAUGGCAAAUCACUCUGGUUGAUGCAUGGGAUGUUUAAAGCCAAUGGAGAGUGUGGUUAUGUGAAAAAACCUGAUUUUCUGAUGCAAACGGGUUCUCAUAACGAGGUAUUUGAUCCCAAAAGAACCUUGCUAGUGAAGAAGACAUUAAAGGUGAAAGUAUACAUGGGAGAUGGAUGGCACUUGGAUUUUAGCCAAACACAUUUCGAUGCAUUCUCACCGCCAGACUUCUAUACAAAGGUUCGCAUUGUUGGGGUGCAAGCUGACGCCAUCAAGAAGAAAACCAAGAUAAUUGAAGAUGACUGGACUCCUGUUUGGGAUGAAGAAUUUACAUUCGCUUUGACAGUUCCAGAGCUUGCAUUGCUUCAGAUUGUAGUACGAGAGUAUGAUGUGUCUGAGAAGGAUGACUUUGGUGGGCAGACAUGUUUACCUGUCUCAGAAAUAAGACCCGGUAUCCGUGCUGUCUCACUUUAUAACAAAAAGGGAGAGAAACUAAAAUCUGUUAGGCUUCUAAUGCGGUUUCAAUUUGUAUAGGCUUUUUAGGAUAUCAUUCAUCCAGGAUAUGUGCUCCAUGAUCCAUCCCUUUAGUCCAUACUCUAUAAUGCAUUACUUGCAUGGUUUUGUGUUACAAUGAUUGUAUACAGAUAGGACUGCCUUAGAUUUGUUAGAAGAUAAUUUUAGUUACUAUAAAAAUCCAUAUAUGUCCCAAUGCAUGUGCUCUAUUCUAUGCUCUA
Quercus robur (English oak) is the source of this 2213-nucleotide messenger RNA. Its product is annotated as phosphoinositide phospholipase C 6-like. The coding region runs from base 250 to 2013 and encodes 587 amino acids. The record is from RefSeq and is a predicted model, not a curated record. Lineage: Eukaryota; Viridiplantae; Streptophyta; Magnoliopsida; Fagales; Fagaceae. Gene Ontology annotation, biological process: phosphatidylinositol-mediated signaling; lipid metabolic process. The transcript is spliced from 9 exons. Gene Ontology annotation, molecular function: phosphatidylinositol-4,5-bisphosphate phospholipase C activity.